Messenger RNA from Neomonachus schauinslandi (Hawaiian monk seal), 1427 nucleotides. RefSeq names its product limb and CNS expressed 1 like (gene LIX1L). The transcript is spliced from 6 exons. The record is from RefSeq and is a predicted model, not a curated record. Gene Ontology annotation, cellular component: cytoplasm. Bases 62 to 1075 code for a protein of 337 amino acids. Gene Ontology annotation, biological process: autophagosome maturation. Lineage: Eukaryota; Metazoa; Chordata; Mammalia; Carnivora; Phocidae.
GCUGGGACCGUUAGCUCGCCAGGCUGGCAGGCUCCGGGCCGCUACUCCACUGGCGGCGGGGAUGGAGACGAUGCGAGCACAGCGGCUGCAGCCUGGAGUGGGCACCACCGGGAGGGGUACGCUGCGAGCGCUUCGGCCCGGGGUGACUGGGGCCGCGGCUACCACCGCCACACCCCCAGCAGGCCCCCCGCCCGCACCGCCGCCCCCCGCCCCGCCCCCGCCGCCCCUGCUCCUGUCGGGGGCCCCUGGGCUGCCGCUGCCCCCGGGCGCCGCCGGCAGCCCCGCGGUGCUGCGGGAGGCCGUGGAGGCCGUGGUGAGGAGCUUCGCCAAGCACACGCAGGGCUAUGGCCGAGUGAAUGUGGUGGAGGCACUUCAGGAAUUCUGGCAGAUGAAGCAGUCCCGUGGGGCGGACUUGAAGAACGGAGCUCUGGUGGUUUAUGAGAUGGUUUCCUCCAACAGCCCUCCUUAUGUCUGCUAUGUCACUCUGCCUGGGGGAAGCUGCUUUGGGAGCUUCCAGUUUUGCCCCACAAAGGCUGAGGCCCGACGGAGCGCUGCAAAGAUUGCACUGAUGAACUCUGUGUUUAAUGAACAUCCUUCCCGAAGAAUCACUGAUGAGUUCAUUGAGAAGAGUGUCUCUGAGGCUCUGGCAUCUUUCAAUGGCAACAGGGAGGAAGCUGACAACCCAAAUACAGGGAUUGGUGCCUUCCGGUUCAUGUUGGAAUCCAAUAAGGGCAAGUCAAUGUUGGAGUUCCAGGAACUAAUGACAGUUUUUCAACUGCUGCACUGGAAUGGCAGCCUUAAGGCCAUGAGGGAAAGACAGUGCUCUCGGCAGGAAGUGUUGGCUCAUUAUUCACACCGGGCCCUGGAUGAUGAUAUUCGCCACCAAAUGGCAUUGGACUGGGUGAGCCGGGAGCAGAGUGUGCCAGGGGCACUGUCUAGAGAGCUGGCCUCUACUGAACGGGAGCUGGAUGAAGCCCGGCUGGCAGGCAAGGAGCUGCGCUUCCACAAGGAGAAGAAAGAUAUUCUCCUGCUGGCUGCUGGGCAGUUGGGCAAUAUGCAUUCUUCCAACUGCUAGGCAUCCACUCACAUACUCCCCAUCCUCUCUAGACCCUUUUUUAUGUCUUUUCUAAGACUUAGUUGAUUUCUGUACAUACUUUCUCAAUUUUAUACUUUAAAAUAUAGAUAUAUAUGUAUAUGUAUAAAUUCUACACUCAGAUUCCUAUUUGCUGAGAGAUCCCUUUUCUUCUGGUUUUUGGAUGUCGUUUCAUUUGAAACAUCGCCACUCCGCUUUUAAGAGGCUGUCUUCGGAGCUUACACUCCCAGUAACUCUGUGUAUUCAUUUCAAUAGCACAAGAUGAUGGACAAAGUGUUCUUUAAUGUAACAGGAAGCUUGAAUAAGGACUAUGUGCCCCACCCUCACCCUCAUU